This is a messenger RNA of Equus quagga, 7035 nucleotides long. It is a transcript of the gene IL17REL, whose product is annotated as interleukin 17 receptor E like. The transcript is spliced from 15 exons. NCBI's taxonomy places the organism in Eukaryota, Metazoa, Chordata, Mammalia, Perissodactyla, Equidae. The record is from RefSeq and is a predicted model, not a curated record. The coding region runs from base 110 to 1558 and encodes 482 amino acids. Gene Ontology annotation, molecular function: interleukin-17 receptor activity.
UCUCGUCUUUGGGGCUGGAGCUGUAGGCUGAGAAAGCAGAGAGCAGCAGCUACGAGGCAUCCUGCAAGCUCACCCAACACACACGGGCAGUCACUGUCAGGCCGGCCCGAUGCUGACUGGGCAAGCAAUGGCCUUCCUUUCCCUGACCUGGAUUAUUUACCGGGGCCUGGCCAUCCCUCGGAUUGCAGAAUGUGGCCUCUCGUGUUCUCAGGGCUUCACCUGCAGGAGCCACAUGAACUGGAACAUUUUCAGCAACUUCUGCCGGCAACCCCCCGCGUCCAUGUCCAGGUCGGUCCUGGAGACCCUGACGCUCUCCACUGCCAUGAAGUGUGCCCCCCAUGACGGCUGCUCCCUGCUCCUGCGCGUGCAUGCCUCCCUCACGCUGCAUGAGAGCCUGCGGGGCCUAGAGGCCUGUUCCAUGACCCUCGACACCCAGGAGAUCCAGUGUCAGAUCGUGCGGGUCUCCAGGGCCUCCCGCCAGCUGCAGGUGGGGCAGCAGCUCCAGGUGCACUUUGACUGCUUCGAGGUGAGCGUGGCCCAGAGCCUCUACGUCACCCUGAGGACUGUCCCCCACUUCUGCGGGGUCCAGCUAGACCAACAGUACCACGUGGAAGACUGCAGAGAUGAGGACAUGAGGAGGAACGUGCCAGACUGCUUUGCCAGGAAGCUCUCCUACCGGGUGGACCGCAGCCGUAAGGUGGUUCUGGUGCAGGUGCCGGAAGCCCCUGGGGGUCCCGACUACUAUGUGCGACUCUGCUUCAAGUGGUUCAUCUGCGAGGAUUCGGGCGCCCUGGUGCAGGUGACAGCGAACAGCGUCUCCCAGACCAUCUCUCUGCCCUACAGCCAAGAGCUGCCAUGUCUGUGCCUUGAGGGCUGGUCUGCCACCCCUGACGCAGUGCGGACCCAGACCUGCCCCUUUGAAGAUGACACGGAGGCACUGUGGGAUGCCAUCCACUACGACCCAGGGAGCCAGGCACUGAGCUGGGAGCCCGCCUGUCCUGUGAGUGGCCAUGUGAGUCUGUGCUGGCGCCCAGGGCCAGGGGUCCACUGCCACGAGCUGGAGCACUCGGGCCGGCCUGCACAUGGUAGGGUGCAGUACCCACUAGUGGACACACAGCCCCAGCUCUGCCUGAAGUUCUCCACCAGCCUGGGCUCCUGGGUGAAGUGCCCUUUUGAACAGCAGCGCUUCCCAGCCUGGAAGAUGGCCGUCCAGCCAGCGUCCUCUCCAAGCCACCUCCGGAUCACCUUCUUCUCACCCAGCCCCGCCCGCUUCCAGGUGCACCUGUGUCAUGGAAGGAAGAUGUGGCCGCCUGCCUGCCGCCCAGCACUCCCGGCCAUCCCCCUCCCUCCAGCCUCUGGUAACCUCACAGCUGACCCUGCAGUUGCCUUCGUGGACAUUCCUGGGGACGAGGCCUGUGCACCUGACACCUGCAUCCAGCUGCCAGCCGGCGAACAGCAGACUGAGGCUGGGUGUUGUGUCAAGAACAAGCAAGCAACAGAGCUGGACUGCUGGGGUGCGGCAGGGGGCCAGCUCGCAUCUGGGCACCACAAGCUCUAACAGCAAAGGCCACACCUCAUGGCGUGGGAAUGGUCUCACCUGGCCCCAGGUGUGGGGCCCAGGCACCUUCCAGUUCUCCAGAGGCGUGCAGCUCCACGGGAGCCCUCAGGCUGGGCCUGCAGCCCCUGCCUGAACCCCCUGGGUGGGGACCAACAGAAUGGCUGGGCAGGAUGCCCUCUGCCCCAGACAGCCCAGACCCUGACCUGCCCUGUCUCAGCUUGAUCCAGGCUCCCUCUGGACAGCCCAUGGUCACAGCUACCAUCCCUAGCCCUGAGGUCCAGCACCUAGCCCUGCCCCCUGGGUGUGAGAGCUGUCCCCGGCCUCUGGAGUGCAGGUGUGACCCCAUCCUUUCUGUAGGGGUCUCAGGACCGUCUCCAGCUCCUGCUUGAACACCCCCUUGCUGGUGGGGGUCCACAAGCUGGGCACUUCCUGCUGCCCAGGCUAGGCUUUCACCCAAACCCCACCUCACAAGGCCCCCAGCUCUCUCUCCACUGUCCCUUCAAGGACUCUGCUAAGAACCCGGGGCUGCCUGCCACCUGCAGCACCCACCCUGACCCAACCUCCCCAGAGGUCAGGCCACCUUCCACGCCCCAGCCCCCAACCUGGCCGGUUCAGUGAAAGCUGGCCACUUCCACUGGCCUCCAGGGCCACCUGCCAGGACAUGCCAUUCUCAGACAUGUCACACUCACUGAAGGCCACCAUGUGCCAUCUGUGCUCAAGGACCACAGAGGGACCCUUGACCCUGCAGUGUGACUUUUGGACCCCAGGCCAGGGGUCACUAGAAGUUAGCCCGCCAGCUCAGCCCUCACAGAACUCUCAUGCCAGCUCACAAAGACCACCCAGCUGCCCGUCCAGAGUCUGGGCAUCUCUCUACCUGUCUGCAAAUGCACUCCUACCUCCAAGCCCUGGGUCACCUGUCCCUCCUUCAGCCGGCCACAGGCCACUGGGCCUCCGGUCCCUCCCUCAGUGGGCGCCUGCCCCGGCAGAUGGGGGCGUGGGAAAGCCAGCUCGCCUGCUCACUCAGUAAACACCUGUCCACCUGGCUCACCUCUUCCCUUGAGGACAGAGAGGGGGUCUGCAGGGCAAGGUAGCCCCUCCGGGCAUGUGGUGGGGAGGAUUUCGGGGCCAGGUGUUAAAAUGGAGCCAAGGUCGCGCCUGCCGCCAGGGACGGGGGCGGAACCACAGACACCAGAUGGAGCCUGCCUCCCCCUGACGUGGGAGCCCUCUAGGCUGUACCCAAGGACAUCUGGGACCCCAACGCCCCCCCUACUGUGUGUGUGGGAAGGAGGGGGUGUCUGUCCACACAGAGGCCACCCCCUCCUGCUCAGCCCAAAGCCCCCCCCCCCCAUUAUUGAGGGGGGGGCCCCCCCCCCCCCAUGAUUGACUGGGGGGCACCCGCCCCUUUCUGGAAGCCUUUCCCCCUUUCUUCCUGCACCUGUGUGCCCAUAAAGAGGCUGAUGAGGGGCACUCUGGGUACCGAGGCCAGGGGCUGGAAAGCGAGGUGGGGCUGGAGCAGGGAGGCCGCACCCUUGGACAUCAGGCGCCCCCACCCCUGCCCAGGUCAGGGUGGUGGGGCAGGCUACGGCUCUGGGCUCACCACGUGUCCUCAUUGUGUGGGACAGGAUGAGGUCCUCUGGAAGCCCCUGUCCACUCCUGGUGUCUCCUCUUCAUCGAGGCACAGGGUCUGGUGGGGGACCAGAGUCCGGGCUCUGGUUGGGUCGCCCACCUGGAGUUCCUGCUCCCACGCCUGUACCAUCCUGGGGCAGCCUGGCCAGGCGUGUAGACCCCACCCUGACCCAGAGCCACCCUGAAUCUUGCCCACUGGAGGUGGAGAGCGGGGACAAUUUUCAGGAAGUGGUCACAGGAGCUGACCGCGUGCAGGCUCCUUCAAGACUUCAACACAGCCCUGGCCAUCCACAGAUGCAGGAAACUGAGGCCCCAACAGAAGCAAUGACUUCCCUCCUUUCCAGGACUGAGGGUGUUCAGGGCUGUAGGCAAUGGGGUGAGGAGGGGCAUGCUUGGGCCCAGCUACCCACGUCUGCUGCCACCAAGUGGUGCUCAGUGCCCGGGUUUGACGACCUCCAUCCCACCUCCACUCAGGAUCUGGGACCACACCCUGUGUCCCACAACAGACCCACUCACUUGGCCAGUAACUGCCCCCACCCCAGCCAGAGACCCCAUCCCCAUCUCAGGCCUCCCCUGCCCAGGAGAAAAGUGCUGGUGAACUGGGGCCCAGGAUGGGGAGUGACUAAGGGAGGUGGCAAGGUGGCCCAGGCCAGGGUUCGAAGUUUGACUGACACUGUGUGCCUUGUUCACAUUCAUUCACUCAAGCAGGUGCUGAGCACCCACAGGUGCCGCACUGACCUGGCACCAGGACCAAACGCUGACGAAGAUCCUGCCCCUGCAGCUGGGGACCGAGGCUGGGUGUGCUCGUGACUGAGUGGUUCCUGGGGUCAGGAUCCCCAGCCCUAAAGCCAGGCACCUGGAGCUGACCUCUGCAUGGGGGAGACAGGCGACAGACAGGCAAAUACAGAAAUUGUGUGGGGCGAGCAGGGCCGGUGUCAGGCUGGAAGAAGGGGGCUGGGAAAGCAAACAGGAAGUUGGGGGGCCAUGUAGAGCAGGGUGGUCCCCGCCUCUUGUGAACAGACUGCAGACUCGAGGGGCGGCAAGCUGUCUGGUUCUAACAGCAUCUGAAGGUGAGAGGUGGGGUGUGGCAGGCAGGGGCCACAGGGUGACCCUGCACAGGUCGGAGCAAAACAGAUGUUUUGGCCUCCGUGACUGGAGGAUGGAGCUCCGCUGGCUGAGAUGGGGAUGCGGCAGCGGGAGCUGGGUUUGGAUUUUGUAAGUUUGAGCCAUCUGCUAGACAUUCAUUCAUCCAGUCACCAAUGCUUACGUAGUGCCUGCCGUGUACCUACUCCCUCAGUGAUCAAAACAGACGCAGAUCCCUGCCCGAAGCAGAGGACAGAGGCAGAAACAUAAAAAAUGAGUGAACUAUCUAGGAUGUAUUCAGAAAGAAAAAGCGGAGCAGAGAAAGGGAAGGAGAUGGUUGUGGGGCAGCACGGCAGGGUGGGUCCAUGCAAGAUGUGAUAGGGAGGUGGGAGUUAGUGGACACAAGUGGAAAAACAAUUCAAAAUAAAGAUUCCUGCCAACCCAGUGAGUCCUCUCCACAAAGGUCGAAAAGAAACAGUUUUAUUUUUGAAUAAGCAUUAAGAGAUGGCAAAGACAGAAAUCCCCCCCUUUCAUACAAGCCAGGUGCAACCCGUUCCACAUGUGAUCUCAAGAGAAGUGAUAGCUUGUCCUCAAGAGCACUUGACACAGAGCCUGUUUCGUGUGCGGAUAGCAUCUCCCAGCUCUCUCUGGUUACAUUUGCAGAGAAUGUCCUAUUCCAUCCUUUCAACCUCUUUGUGUCUUUGUAUCUAAAGUGAGUCUCUUGUGCACAGCAUGUAGAUGGGUCGUGUUUUUUAAUGCACUCUGCCUGUCUCUGCCUUUUAAUUGGAGAGUUUAAUCCAUUUACAUUUAAAGUGAUCACUAGAAAGAAAGGAUUUACUUCUAUUUAGUCUCUUGUUUUCUCUAUUUCUUAUAUAGUUUUUGUUCCUCAAUUCCUCCAUUACUGCCUUUUUUGGUAUUUAGUUGAUUUUUUGUAGUGUACCAUUUUGAUUUCCUUCUUUUUCUGCAUAUUUUUUCAGUAUUUUCUUAAUGGUUUCCUUGGGAGUUACAAUUAAAAUCUUAAACUUAUAACAACCUAGUUUGAAUAAUACCAAUUUAGUUUCGCUGGUAUACAAACACUGCUCCUAUACAUUUCUAUCUCUCCCCCAUUGUCACAGAUAUGUCUUUAUAUACUGUGUGCCCGUUAACAUAGAUUUAGAACUGUUGUUUCAUGCAUUUGCCUUUUAAAUCAUAUAGGAAACAGAAAGAGAUGUUACAAACCAAAACUGCAAUAGUACUGGCUUGCAUAUUUUCCUGUAUAGUUACCUUUACCAGUGUUCUUUAUUUCUUCAUAUGGCUUGGAGUUACUGUCUGUUGUCCUUUCAUUUUAGGUUAAAGGACUCUCUUUAGCAUUUCUCAUCGGGCAGCUCUACUUGUAACGAGCUCCAUAAACUUUUAUUUAGCUGGAAAUAUCUUACUUUCUCCAUUUUUGAAAGAUAGUUUUACUGGAUAUAGAAUUUUGGGUUGACAGGUUUUUUUCUUUCUUUCAGGACUUUAAAGCUGUCAUCCCACUGCUUUCUGGUCUCCAAGGCUUCUAAUGGGAAAUCUGCUGAAAAUCUUACUGAGGAGCUCUUGUAUGUGACAACUCAGUCACUUCUCUCUUGCGAAUCUUGGCUUUUGACAGUUUGGCUAUAGCGUGUCUGGAUGUGGGUCUCUUUAACUUUAUCCUACUUGGAGUUUGUUGAGAUUCUUGGAUAUAUAGAUUCAUGUAGUUCAUCACAUUCGGGAAGUUUGGGGCCAUUAUUCAUUCAAAUAUUUGUAUAUCCCUUCUCUCCCCUCUUUCUAGGAUUCAUAUGAUGUGUAUGCCAGUACUCUUGAUGGUGUCCCAUAGGUCUCUCUAGCCUUUCAAUUUUUCUUCAUUCUUUUUUAUUUCUGCUCCUCAAACUGGGUAAUUUCAAUGGCCUUAUCUUCAAAUUUGCUGAUCUUUUCUUCUGCCUGCUCAAAUAUGUUAUAGAACCUCUCUAGUGAAUUUUUCAUUUUGGCUAUCAUACUCUUCAGCUCCCGAUUUUCUAUUUGGUUUCUUUCUAAAAUUUUUCUUUAUUGCUAGUCUCUAUUUGUUUGUACUUUGUUCUCCUGAUUUCCUUUAGCUCAAUGAACAUAUUAAAGGCAGUUGAUUUAACAUCUUUGUCUAUCAGUUCCAAUGUCUGGACUUCUUCAGAGAUGAUUUCUGUAAAAUUCUUUUUUUCCUGUGGGAAAAAAAGUUGAAGAAAAGGAAACACUUCUUAAUUCAUUCUACAAGGCCAGCAUUACCCUGAUUCCAAAGCCAGAAUGACACUACCAGAAGAAAACUACCGUUCAAUAUCACUUAUGAGUAUAGAUGCAAAAAUCCUCAACAAAAUACUGGCAAGCUGAAUUCAGAAGCUUAUUAAAAGGAUUAUGCACCAUGACCAAGUGGGAUUUAUUCCAAGAAUGCAAGGGUAGUUCAACAUGCAGAAGUCCAUCAGUGUAAUACACACAUUUAUAGAAUGAAGGAAAAAACCAUAUUGUCAUCUCAAUUGAUAUAGAAAAAGCAUUUGACAAAAUAAAAAUGCUCAAUAAAACAGGAAUAGACAGGAACUUCUCUAACCUGAUAAAGACCAUAUACGACAAGCCCACAACUGACAUCAUACUCAGUGGUGAAGGACUGAAAGCCUUACUCUUAAGAUCAGGAACAAGACAAGGACGCCCACUUUCAACAUUCAAAAGGGUACUGCACAUUCCACUUGGGCGGCCCAGGGUUCGUUGGUUCGGAUCCCGGGUGUGGACAUGGCACCGCUUGGCACGCCAUGCUG